ACUCCCACGACUCUCGCAUCAGCCCUACAGAUAGAAAUAAACAACAUGCCACUGGAUCAGGAGAACAGUUAUCAAUAAAUUACUGGGCAAAAUUGAAAGGUCAUAAAACCCUUACCCUGACAAAACAGCUGUUACAAGCAUGGCAGGAGAGGGAAAAACAGCCAAUGAAAGGUUUAGGGUGCAGAAGACGCAGUAAAGUGAACCAAGCUUGAUUGUUUAAUACUCAGUCCCACAAUAGCCAUCCCGGCUAGUGGAACUGCCGGGACCUUCAGCCAACAUGGUUAAAUGUAGUAGACAAAUACAUCAGGAAUAACUUCAGAACACACAAUAAUUUACACAGAUGCAUCAAAACAAAUCCAUGGAAGAGUAGUAGCAUUUAUUAUACCCCAAUUCAACAUAAUGUCUAACAAAAGAAUAAAGAACCAUUUAUCAAUAUACCCAGGAGAACAGCAAACACCAGACCGGGUAACGUCAUAGUAGGAUCAGAGUCAAGCAAUGCAUUAGAUAACAUCAGGGAUAUCAACACAAGCCCAGACGUUAUUAUGGAAAUCCACUAAAUACCUCUCCUAAUCCUUUAAAAUAAGACAGCAAUCAAAUUUACCCCAGCAACACAACACAAGUACAUCAGGUCUAGCGAUACUGUAGAACUGUCGUUUCAGUCCACCGUCCUUUCAGAAGGUGGCAGUAAUGCGCACCAGAAAGUUGCUUCCUAAAAGAAAGAAGAAGAAGAAGAAGACGCCGCCUCGGCUAUGAGGAGUUCUUUCUAUUCCAGUUCCAUUUAAUUGAAAUGCGCUGAUUUAUUUUGCAGAGCUAUCGACCUAAAGUUUACGUAACCACCAAUCAGUCAACCAGUGAACAGAAACGUUAGCAUCCAUCUUCCUGAAAGCAUCUGGCUAACGCCGUGAUGGACAUGUCCAGCAGACUGCUGGUGUUGCAGCAGCUGGCGGAGAGCUGUGGUGUCAGCACAGUCCAGCAGGGGUUGCAGCAGGUCUGGAGGCUGCUGCUGCUCUGCCUGAUCUGCAGACUCUGCUUCAGACCGGGAGUCGUGUCCACUCUGAAGCACAGCGUGUCGGCUGUGUCUGGGAUCUAUUGCCUCUUCCUGUUCUUUGAGGUGCACAUGCUGUGGGUGCUGUUGCUCUGUGCGCUGUGUUACCUUGUGUUGCUUCUCAGCCAACACUCCUCCAGCAGAGGCCUCUUCCUCUCGGUUGUCAUCCUCGUCUACCUCCUCGUUGGAGAGUUACAUUUGAUUGACAUGGUGACAUGGCAUAAAAUAAGAGGCUCUCAGAUGGUGGUGGCCAUGAAGACCAUCUCUCUGGCCUUUGACCUGGACAGAGGAGCCGUGGAGCGGCUGCCCUCCCCAGCUGAGUACCUCGGUUAUGUCCUCUUUGUUGGCACUGUGGUGUUCGGCCCUUGGAUCAGCUUCUCCACUUAUACUAACGCCGUUGAGGGCACAAAGUUGAGCUGGCUGUGGCUGCGUAGCUCCUCCCUCAGCCUGCUGAAGAGUCAGAUGUGUCUGCUGGUCUCCACCUGCAUCGCCCCUUACCUCUUCCCUCUGUUGAUCCCCAUCCAUGGAAACACAGUCACACAGAAGUGGCUGCAUGCUUAUGAGAACGCAGUGUCCUUCCACUUCAGUAACUACUUUGUGGGGCACCUCAGUGAAGGUACCAGCAUGCUGGCUGGUGCAGGCUUCACUGCAGAAAAGGACAACAUCAGAUGGGAUAUGAGUGUGGUGAAGCCCCUCAGUGUGGAAAUGCCUCGCUCCAUGGUGCUGGUGGUGACAUCCUGGAACAUUCCCAUGUCCCGAUGGCUGAAAACAUAUGCCUUUAAAAGCACCAUGAAACUGGGGACGUUUCCAGCCAUCCUGGUGACGUACACAACCAGCGCCUUGCUGCAUGGUCUAAGCUUUCACCUUGGAGCUGUCCUGCUCUCGUUGGGCUUCAUCACAUAUGUUGAACAUGUUCUGAGAAAGAAGCUUGCAUCCAUCUUCCGUGCCUGUGUCCUAUCCAGGCCCUGCCCCUCUGACUGUGGCCACCAGCAUAAGAAGGAGUAUUGGGUGAUGUUGCUGAACCUGGUUUUCGGCUUACUGGCCAUCUUCCAUCUCACCUACCUUGGCUCCAUGUUUGAUCCUGGAGUUGAUGAACAGGAAGUAGAGGAGGGUUAUGCGGCCAGCCACACCAUCCAGAGGUGGUCAGAACUGAACUGGGCAAGCCACUGGGUUGUGUUUGCCUGCUGGCUCUUCUACCGUUUAAUCCAGUGACGUUGGAGCAGAGGGAAAGGCUGACUGACACCACGUACUUCUUGAUUCAAUGGAUGCCAGGGGGAUGUUGUCUGACGGGACGAGGAUCUGCUCGAGUGGGAAGGACUGUGGGACAGGAGGGGGACUGAGGUGGUUUGAAUCCUGCUCUGGCUGUGAAGAUGGAGUUACUCAAGGGACGUGGAUGCAGAGUGAGAACACAGCAUGUGAAUCAAAGCGCUGCAAAAAAGGUCUGGAGACUGGAGGAAGGACAGAAGGGACACUAUGCAAGCUCCAAACAGCCAUUUAGUAUUCUUGUAUGCAUGUCGAUUUUUAAAGGGUCCAUAACUGUUGUUGUUCAUAUAGUCUUCUAUUACAACAAUCUUUUUGUUCUGCUGCUAUUUUUUAUUUUUUUGUUUGUUUCUGUAAAUAUAACCAAACAGUUACAGUCUGAGCCAGCAGGAAUGUAACCUUGAGCUCUGAGCAUUUUUUUCUAUUCAUUAAAAUCACCUACCUCAAAUACCCUUAAAGUGAAUAGUCAUUGUAUUUAUUCAGUACA
Molecule: messenger RNA, 2792 nt
Organism: Pungitius pungitius (ninespine stickleback)
Lineage: Eukaryota; Metazoa; Chordata; Actinopteri; Perciformes; Gasterosteidae
Product: protein-serine O-palmitoleoyltransferase porcupine-like
Exons: 13
Coding region: 905-2257 (450 amino acids)
Biological process (GO): Wnt protein secretion; lipid modification; protein palmitoylation
Cellular component (GO): membrane; endoplasmic reticulum
Molecular function (GO): Wnt-protein binding; palmitoleoyltransferase activity
Source: RefSeq, a predicted model, not a curated record